AUGGCCGACAGAUUCCCCUCAUUAGAAGACUUCAACGAAGGUCAAACCGAAGUCGUCAACAACGACGCUGCCGAUACCGAUGAUUUUCUCGCUCGCGAACGUGCUGCGCUAGGUGACGAUGCUGAUCAAUUCGCUACACCCAACGACCAGGCCGUAACUGUAGAGGAUGACGAUCUAUUGGGAGGUGACGACUAUGUCCCUCAGCAAGGUGGUUCGGCAGAGAUCUCCGGUUUUGAGUCUUCGUUUCCUGCGAUUGAUACACAAAAUGAGGCAGUUGCGCCAGGCGGAACUAUUACUGGCACCGGCUCUCCUUUCCCAGCCACGGGCUACUCUAGCUACGCUCAACCAGAGGAAGAAUCAGAGGCUGUCCGAGAAUGGCGGGCGCGCAGAGACGCCGACCUAGCUCGCCGAGCCGAGACCUCCGCCGAAAAGAAAGAAGCCACCAUCAAGAAAGCACAAGAAGACAUCGAUGACUUUUAUGUAUCCUACGGCAACCGGGCCGACAAGGCUCGCGCCCAGACCCGCAAGGAAGCCGAGGAAUUUCUCGCCAACAGAGAAGACACAUCUGCCGGCGGAACUAGCUGGGAGCGUAUCGCAAAACUGGUGGAUGUAUCCGGCAAAGGUGUCAAGGGUGGUGCUAGCGGCUCUGGAAAGGAGCGCUUCCGCGAGCUUCUGCUUGAUUUGAGGAAAGAUGGAAAUGCUCCGGGUGCGACUGGAGUGUAA
Talaromyces amestolkiae is the source of this 723-nucleotide messenger RNA. RefSeq lists its product as uncharacterized. The record is from RefSeq and is a predicted model, not a curated record. Gene Ontology annotation, cellular component: clathrin coat of trans-Golgi network vesicle; clathrin coat of coated pit; plasma membrane. The transcript has 4 exons. Gene Ontology annotation, molecular function: clathrin heavy chain binding; structural molecule activity. Bases 1 to 723 code for a protein of 240 amino acids. NCBI's taxonomy places the organism in Eukaryota, Fungi, Ascomycota, Eurotiomycetes, Eurotiales, Trichocomaceae. Gene Ontology annotation, biological process: clathrin coat assembly; clathrin-dependent endocytosis; intracellular protein transport.